AUGGUGCGGCUCGGGCUGGAGGAGGACGACCUGGUGCUCAUGACAAGCACGUCGCUCCCCAAGGCCACGUCCGUCAAGCUGCGGCCGCACACCAUGGACUUUCUGGGAGCCAAGGACCUCAAGCGGCUGCUCGAGUUCAACGUCAGACUGAACACGCCGUGCGUGACGGUCGGCGACACGAUCGCCGUCGCCGAGGGGGGCCGGCGGUACCUCCUGGACGUCGUCGAGGCCAAGCCUGCCGACGCCGUGUCCACCCUCGACACCGACUGCGAGGUCGACUUCGCGACGCCGCUCGACUACGUGCAGCCUCCUGCUCCGGUGCCAGUGAAAGUCGCCGCCGCCCCAUGCCAAGACUGCGCCCACGGCGGCGAGCGGCGGUUCGUCGGCGUCGGGAUGAGGAUGGACGGCAAGCCCGUGGAGACGCCGCCCCCUGCACCGGCGCCGGAGGCCGGUUCUUCGAUCAAGGGGAAGAAUGCUAGCGAGCAUGUGCUUCGGUUCUUCGGCCGCCGCGGCUCGGUGGUGGUGCCGCCCCCUGGCGCCAAGUCGAAAAAGAAGGUGGACGGUGAUGAGGACAAGGAGGCUAAAUGGUUCACCGGCCACAAGUAUACCCUCUAG
This is a messenger RNA of Triticum urartu, 615 nucleotides long. NCBI's taxonomy places the organism in Eukaryota, Viridiplantae, Streptophyta, Magnoliopsida, Poales, Poaceae. The record is from RefSeq and is a predicted model, not a curated record.